Messenger RNA from Colletotrichum scovillei, 1655 nucleotides. RefSeq lists its product as uncharacterized. Lineage: Eukaryota; Fungi; Ascomycota; Sordariomycetes; Glomerellales; Glomerellaceae. The record is from RefSeq and is a predicted model, not a curated record. Bases 564 to 1277 code for a protein of 237 amino acids. The transcript has 2 exons.
GCAACCUCGAUUGUGGUCACAUCCUGGUCAGCGAAUAAGCGUUCUUGUUUCGAUUUUCAAAACGAGGUUAUCUGCACCUUAUCAUUGGCCUCCUCCAUGGCCUUCCCACCAUUUUAAGCGCUGGGGAUGACCGCCAAUGGGACCGGCAUCUGCGGGCUUCUGACCAAUGUGAAGCUCACCGGCUGUUCAAGGGUGCCCGGUGAUCGCCUCUCUUAGAGCCCUGAGAUGUCGCAAGCGCGGCUGUCUUGCAUCGGCGCAACGCUCGUCACGAUAAUUUUGGACAUUACCUUUCUUUCCCCAUGUGUGUUCAAGAUUACGUGCCGUGCCUAGACACGGCACACGGCGCGUAUCCAGGCUAUAGAGAGGUUGUAUAUGUACGCUUCAUGAUCGCACUUUCGUAGGUCUGUGAUACUGGAAAACCACACAACUGCCUGACUGCCAUCCUGCUUUCUCUUUUCUUACGUAUUUUCUUUCCUGGAGAUCGUUUCUUACAUUACGUCUAGUCAUUCUGCAUUGUAAUACACCUCAUUUUACGACAAUAUUUCACGACUUUCUCUUUAGCCAUGUCUUCCGAUCUCAAGAACGUCACGCAAACCUCAAACUUUGAGGUCGAUUCUGAUGACGCUCACUACCCUUCUCACCCACGUCUUCUCAAGACAGUCGAUACUGCAAGAGUCAGCUUGACGGCUGUGGCCCUUCUCAUGGGCAUCACCAUCCUUGGUACAUCAGCAGAUGCCUUGGCUGUCUACGAUGCCACCCAUGUACCAGCCGGCUUCAUGCUUCCGCUGUGGCCGGACGCCUUUGACUUGCGUCCAACAGUCGCGCUCGUGGUUGGGAGCUCCAUUCUCAUAAUCAUCAAUCUCGUCUCUCUCCUCUUCAGUCGAGUUCAAAGUCUGCGUGGUCAAACUCUCAUCCACAACUCAUUGGCAGUGGCCGCCCCAUCGGUUGGAUUGGUGGCAUCGAUCAUUGCCAUGUCCUUCUUCUACAGCGUCAACGCGUCGAUCACGGUCGACACACUACAGAGCUGGAGCUGCCGCUGGUCCGAUGUUGUGAUGAUGACGAGGCCGCAUUUCGGCACCCUCUGCAAGCAAAGCAAAGCGGGCCUCUACCUGUCCAUCCUGCUGAUCCCGAUCGAGGCCAUCAUCGUGGGAAUGGGCGGCUAUCAGAUGAUGCUCGAGCGGAACAUGAGCAAGUCCAAUAGAGUGGUACUGGAGCAGCGCAAGUCUGGCAGCCCGGCGCCUUCAUCAGUCCGCGACGUCGAGGGCGAUCACCACUGAGAAGAGCGGCUGAGUGUUCGUCCAAGAGACCUGGGUCAACGGUCGUCGUCUGCUAUGUAUCCACAGGUUGGGUCGAGGGAAUAAAGAGGGAGCCGGAAACGGAAGAUUUCCAUUCUUGUAAUCAGGCGUCAAGGAUGUGUAGUAGUAGCAGAGGUGGGAGCCAACUACGUCACGUAUCAACGUAGGUAUCCAAUUAUUCAAUGUUUUCUGAAAAUUUCGCGUCCCUCGUCUGCAGAGGUGAAGGGCGCUUCUCGACUUGCCGGUACCAACUCAGGGUUUGAUCCGAUUUUCAUCCUUUUAGCAGCUAUGCUCCUCGAUCGAAGGCUGCAUGCGGUAUUCACCGAGGUCUAGCAGCUUGAAGCUUGCAGCCACCAGGGG